GGGGCGGAAGAUGGCGGUCCGGUGGGCGGUUGACUGUUGAUCCGCGGCAGAGGUGCCGCCGAGUGGGUCGCGCGGGAGGCGCCUCAGGCUCGCGGCUGGCCUCCCGGCCGCCUCCCCGCACUCCCCCGUCGGCCGGCGGAGCCCCCGGCCGGGGCCGGUGCGGCCGCCGGCGCCGCCGCCGCCAUGUCCCUGUUGCAGUCGGCGUUGGACUUCCUGGCCGGUCCGGGGUCCCUGGGCGGGGCCGCCAGCCGCGACCACACAGACUUCGUGGGGCAGACAGUGGAGCUGGGCGACCUGAGGCUGCGGAUCAAGCGGGUCAUCGCCGAGGGUGGGUUUGCUUUUGUUUAUGAAGCUCAAGAUCUUGGAAGUGGUAAAGAUUAUGCUUUAAAGAGACUGCUGUCCAAUGAAGAGGAAAAGAACAAAGCAAUCAUUCAAGAAGUUUGUUUUAUGAAAAAACUUUCUGGACAUCCUAACAUUGUCCAGUUCUGCUCUGCUGCAUCAAUAGGAAAAGAAGAGUCUGAUACUGGACAAGCUGAGUUUCUUCUUCUCACUGAACUCUGCAGAGGGCAACUGGUCGAAUUCUUAAAGAAAGUUGAAUCCAAGGGCCCUCUCUCCUGUGACACGGUUUUGAAGAUAUUUUAUCAGACAUGCAGAGCAGUACAACAUAUGCAUAAACAGAAGCCCCCUAUUAUCCAUCGGGAUCUCAAGGUUGAAAAUAUGCUGAUUAGUAAUCAAGGAACAAUUAAACUGUGUGAUUUUGGCAGUGCUACGACCGUGUCACAUUAUCCUGAUUAUAACUGGACUGCUCAGAAGAGAGCAAUGGUUGAAGAAGAGAUCACAAGGAAUACAACACCGAUGUACAGGACACCAGAAAUAAUUGACUUAUAUUCAAACUUUCCAAUUGGGGAAAAACAAGAUAUCUGGGCCUUGGGCUGUAUCCUAUACCUCUUGUGCUUCAGGCAACAUCCUUUUGAAGAUGGAGCAAAACUUCGGAUAGUUAAUGGAAAAUACUCAAUCCCACCAAAUGACACAAGAUACACAGUUUUUCAUGAUCUCAUUCGUUCUACAUUGAAGGUGAACCCAGAAGAAAGGUUGUCAAUCACAGAACUUGUAAAUCAGCUCCAGGAGAUAGCAGCUGCUAGAAAUGUAAAUCCAAAGUCACCUAUAACAGAGCUUCUGGAACACAAUGGCGGUUAUGGAAAUAAUAUGCAGCCUAGAGGUUCUCUCAAUUCAGUGCCACAAGGUACUAAAGCUGUGGGGCAGCUCAGCAAUGUGUAUAGUGCAGGCAUGACAGUUGCAGAGUGUGAUCAGUCCUAUAGUGGUUUCUUUGACAUUCUUAGAGGAGGAACAGAAAGAUUUUUUACUAACAUCAAAGACACUUCUUCCAAAGUUAUCCAGUCUGUUGCUAAUUAUGCUAAAGGAGAUUUGGAUAUUUCUUACAUCACAUCCAGAAUUGCUGUGAUGUCAUUUCCAGCAGAAGGUGUAGAAUCUGCUCUCAAAAAUAACAUAGAAGAUGUGCGGUUGUUUUUAGACUCUAAGCAUCCUGGGCAUUAUGCUGUUUACAAUCUUUCUCCAAGAACAUACAGGCCUUCCAGAUUUCAUAAUCGGGUUUCAGAAUGUGGUUGGCCAGCAAGACGAGCCCCAAACCUUCAAAACCUUUAUAACAUCUGCAAGAAUAUGCAUUUAUGGCUAAAACAAGACCACAAAAAUGUUUGCAUCGUGCACUGCAUUGAUGGAAGAGCCGCAUCAGCUGUUGUUGUUUGCUCCUUUUUAUGUUUCUGUCGUCUUUUUACCACUGCUGAGGCUGCAGUUUAUAUGUUUAGUAUGAAACGCUGUCCACCUGGCAUCUGGCCAUCACAUAAAAGGUAUAUAGAGUACAUGUGUGACAUGAUGGCAGAAGAGCCCAUUAUCCCCCAUAGUAAACCAAUCCUUAUUAAAGCAGUCCUGAUGACACCAGUGCCCCUGUUCAGCAAGCAGAGAAAUGGCUGUAGACCCUUUUGUGAAGUUUAUGUGGGAGAUGAACGAGUGACCACAACAUCUCAAGAGUAUGAUAAAAUGAAGGAUUUUAAAAUUGAGGAUGGCAAAGCAGUAAUUCCAUUGGGCAUAACAGUCCAGGGUGAUGUACUCAUUGUCAUUUAUCAUGCAAGAUCAACAUUGGGAGGAAGAUUGCAAGCUAAGAUGGCUUCAAUGAAGAUGUUUCAGAUUCAGUUCCACACGGGAUUUGUGCCCCGAAAUGCUACAACUGUGAAGUUUGCCAAGUAUGAUCUGGAUGCAUGUGACAUUCAAGAGAAAUACCCUGAUUUAUUUCAAGUGAAUCUUGAAGUAGAAGUGGAACCCAGAGACAGGCCAAGUCUUGAGACUCCACCAUGGGAUAACUUAAAUAUGAAGGGACUGAAUCCAAAAAUUCUGUUCUCCAGCCGAGAGGAGCAACAAGAUAUUUUGUCUAAAUUUGGUAAACCUGAGCUUCCUAGACAGCCUGGAUCUACAGCCCAGUAUGAGGCAGAAGCCUCCCAGCAGUCCCCUGAAAGUGUACCCACAGAGUCAGACUCACCACAGAGUAAUAGCACUGAGACAAACAACUUUUUUCAUACAUUGGACUGGCAAGAAGGAAAAGUAGCAGAACCUGGAGUAGAAAAUAACUUUCUUAAAGAAAACCAUGUUGUUCUGAAUGAAGACAGGGAAGGAAGUGAAUUGUCUGAUGAAGAAUCUUCUACUUUCCCUGGGGAGAACAAAGUAAUUACUAUUGAAGAAGAAAAGUCAAGUGCCCCUGAAAAAGCAGAAGAUGAAAAUUUACUUUUUGAUACAGAUUAUGAACCCUCAGCCCAGCUGCAAGAGCCCCAGCAAGAAGACAGUGUUGAUUUGCUAGGCCUGGACUCUGAAGCUGAACCAGAGCAAAGCCAUGCCUCCAAAGAAAUUCAAAGUUCCUCUAGCAAUGCUGAUUUGUUAAGCAAUCUGUUUGUUGCUGGUGCAACCAUUUCAGAAGAGCCUACAGGGGACUUGCUUGGGGCAGGGACAGAUUUCUUUUUCGGUAGUCCUCCUCCCCCUUCAGAUAAUGCACAGAGUACUUCACAAAAUGUAGUACUCUCUUCAGCUGCUGAUCCAUUUGAUCCAUUCACGAUGGCAUCUGGUUCCGAAACUCAGAGUCAUUCCAAUCCUGAUCUGUUUGAAGAUUUUCUUAAUCCCAGUUCUGCACCAGCCUCAUCCAAUAUGUUUCCUUCUACACACAGUGCACCUCCUCCUUCUUCCAGCUCUGACUUUUUACAUUUAGGAAAUUUGCCAACAGAGCAGCCUACCAAGAUGACUACUUCUGCCAGCCACCCUGAUCUCUUGGGAGGAUGGGACUCCUGGGCUGAUUCCUCCAGUAUUGGCAAUAUAACAUCAACACAGCCUGCCAAAUCUGCAUGCGAAGGCUCAACUUUUUCUUCAGGAAGCCAGUCAAGUGUUACCCCUGGCUCAUCUAUCAGCCAAACUAAACCUCAGAACUUUGAUCCCUUUGCUGACCUUGCUAACCUCAGUUCAGGUAUUCAAGGUCCUUCUUGUGGAUUUUCUCCUGGUGGAUUUGCUCCAAAAGCAGCUCAGUCUUCAAAAGGAGGGAGCCCAUGGCAGACAAAGCCCCCAAACUAUGGUCCAUCAUGGCCAUCCCAGGCGAAAUCACAGCAAACCAAAUCCAGUCCACAGACAAAACCUAAUUAUUCUGUGAAAUUCAGUGUUAUUGGAGGACGAGAAGAGAGGGGCAUUAGAGCUCCCAGUUUUGCUCAAAAGCCAAAAGUUUCAGAAAAUGAUUUUGAGGAUCUGUUACCCAAUCAAGGAUUUUCAUCGAAAUCAGAUAAAAAAGGACCAAAGACAAUUGCUGAGAUGAGGAAGCAAGAGAUGUCUAAAGAUAUGGAUCCUCUUAAGCUAAAGCUUCUUGAUUGGAUCGAAGGAAAAGAGAGGAAUAUAAGAGCUCUGAUUUCCACACUGCACAUGGUGCUUUGGGAGGGAGAAAGCAGGUGGAAACCAGUUGGCAUGGCAGACCUGGUGACUCCUGAGCAGGUGAAGAAGUACUACCGAAAAGCUGUGCUGGUGGUUCAUCCAGACAAGGCCGCCGGGCAGCCCUAUGAGCAGUAUGCCAAAAUGAUCUUCAUGGAGUUAAAUGAUGCCUGGUCAGAGUUUGAAAAUCAGGGAUCCAAAUCCCUUUUUUAAAACCUCAGUUUUUGGGAUUUUCAAAAUGCAUUGGCAGCAGAAUGGCGUCUGAAGGUGUUGUUUGUUGGACUUAAUGUUCCUAGAAUUUGAGAGAGAGUUUCAUGAGCUCAUCCCCAAGUUUGAAAUUCUACUCUCGUAGAUGGGGUGUAUUGUAAAAUGGAAAUCAGCAAAAGCCUCUCGCCAUGUCACAAUUAUAGCCCACAACGAGCCUGUUUUCCCACUUGGUUUGAUUAUGAAACACAUACAGAUCUAAUGACGUCCACAUUGGGGGUGCAGUGGUGUAAGAAGAGCGAGCCAUUCCCAAACCACCAAUAUUGGUUGAUUUUUGCCCAAAAGGAAGACAACUCUGACUUGUGCUUCUGUUAUGUUUCCCUAGUUUGUGAUUUGAUUUUGAUGUUUAGUGCCUCUCACCUCAGUCCAAGCUCUUUAGUGCAAUGAGAAACCGUGAAUUUGCGAAGCACAGCAUUGUUACCUGACUCUAUAGAAGGUGUACAUUUACAUCUGUAUUUUGUGUAAUCAUCCUGAUAAUGACUUUUGUAUAUAAUUAAAAUGUUUUCUGAUGAUAAUCUGCAUUCCUUAUAAUGAAUUGGCAGCCGCUAAGCCAACACUCUUGGUUAUGGGAAGCAAGGAACCAAGUUGUUUGCAAAUCACAUUUCAUGACUCUGGACAAUAGUUGUAUGUCACAUGGAGAAACACUGGCAUUUUUAAUAUAAGUGAUUGCAUGUUAAAAAUCUUUUGUGUUAUUUAUGAAGAACUUUUUGGACAUUAAACUGUAUCGCCAGGGUUCAUUUUCCCAGUUCAUGGCACCUGUAACUUCUGAUACUCCUCUCUUCCCCACUCCAAUCCCAAUGGAAUAGUGUGAUUCCAUUGGUUUUAUAAAUAUGCUGACAGAGAAGAAGAUUGUCCUACUUAUUUCUGAAUCUGAUCUUGAAAUGUGAGCACAAUAUUGUUUACCAUGCUUAUUUCUGUUCUGAAGUCAGCAAAUGUGAUCUCAUUUGCAAUUUGUCAUUGAAAAAUUUUCCUGUUCUUUUAUUGUAUGUCUGGUCAGCUCUUGGUUGUAUUGACCAACCCAGAAUGUCUUAAUAAGUAAUGAUAUAUACUUAGGCAGAUGGUUGUUGGACUUGAGCAUGAAUAUGUGUGUGCAUGUGCACGCCCAUACACACACACACACAUACACACACACAAGAAGUAAUUCACUCUACUUCAGUACAAGAACCAGCUUCAUGUCUGAUGUGUAACAAAGUAUUUUAACAAUAACAAGGAAUUCCUUACCAUCUCAGUAGUUAUUGAGUUUGGUUGGUAGCCUUUACAUACAUGUUUCAUUCUUUCUGAAAAAGGAAGAGGGAAGGAAAACAAGGCAUAAAGGGGAAAUGGGAAGAAAAGAGAGUGAAUUGUAACCCUUUUCAGUAUAGCAUGACCUGAAGUGAUUUCCUCUGAGAAGUCUUACAGUUUCCUAGCUUCUCCGGUCUGAGCUAUUAGUGCCAAUUCUAGCUAUAUCAGUAGCUAAUGGCAGUGUCUGGAUGAGAGAUUCUAGAAUUAAACACUAGGAAAAAAAAAUUAACCUACUUCUGUUAAAUGACAUAUAUAAGGUAGCUCUCUGCCUAGAGUGGAAGAACAGCCUGGUUAAGAUGAUGUUCUUGAUUUUUAAGUGUAUGGUUCAUGUGAACUCUUUGUUAAACACUUAAUUGGCAUCUAGGGGGUAUUGAGUGGGGCAAUCUGACAAGUACAUUACAAUUGGUUUCAUCUUCCUGGAAUACUAAUCUGAUUUGACUUCCUGGUGAGCUCUGUUUUUGAGAUUAGGGAACAGAAUGCAGUCCAUCUGGACAAGUCAGAUUUCUUUCUGCCAGUUAUAUGUGGCCUUUCUUAACUCCAAAAAAGUGCUCCCCCCCUUCAGCAUUCAGGGACAAUAGAGACCAGAUUUAGUUAUGAAGUCUUGGGAUGCCAUUGAGAAUGAGCAGUCUCAUGAAUUAAUUAGAAAAAGCCAGCAUCAAGUGCUGAGAACUGCCCUCAGCAAAGGACAUGGAGUACAAUGAGCACUGUGUAGGAAUACUUUAGGAGUCUAUUUGGAAUCUGCCAGUAGAAGUGCUGAAUGACAAGAACGUAAAGGGAAUGGGAAUAAAGCAAAAGGCAGUGGUGCCUGCAUUGAUAGGAGGGGAAUAGGGGUUUUUUGUUUUUGUUUUUGUUUUUUGUAUCUGUGUAUAUCAAGAGGAAGGCUAAACUGUUCAAGAGGUUACCAGUGAACUUUAAACUGCUAGCACUUGUUUCUGCAAAGACUAGUGACUUUGGGAAAUAGUAAAGAAUUGUCCAUUAGCAGAUGGAAGCCUCUUAAAAAAGAAAAGACUGUCUUAGUAAAUGGUAAAAAUAGUGAGUGAAUGAAUCUAAGUAGGCAGAUUUAAAAUAUUGUAAUCAUGUAGGUGUCAUGAUUCAGUGGUCAUUCAUUGGUGCUGUUGCUGAGUUCUUCCUGCACAGUAGACCCCUGUGCAUUGGGAUAACAUUGCAGUGGAAGGCAGGAAAAUUGGCCCUCCUGCCCUAGUGCCUAAAAGUCAUCCCCAGUUGAGCAUGUAGGUGGCUUCUCACUUUACCAGCAUUUAAGACUGAAAAGAGCUUUUUGACUGGACCACAGCGAAAAAUAUCUAGGCUCUACCCAUCUCAGGAAAGCUUAUCUAGACUGGGGCUUUCUCUACUUUAGGAAGGUUGCUGCUGCCAAGAGGUGCCUCAUGGAACCUGCAGGAGACAGUGUCUGAAGCUCUGUGGUGCCAGGUGAAGUCACCUGGAUCCGGUCCUCUCUCCACCCCAGCACACAGCCCUCUUUGACUGCCACGAAAGGUCAUCAUAGAGAAGGUGCAGGGGGGAGGAGAGCUGAACAGAGACUUUUUAUAAAAAGUACUCUUGCCAUCAACCAUCAUUCAUUAGGAAAUUGAGGCUUUUUCCAUCCCAAUGAUAAGGGACACUAGCCUGUUCAAGGUAGAUAAGAUUUGUAAAAUUCAGUUACAGGAAAGCAUUGGAUGAUGGACCUUAGCAGGUUUUUCAGGGGUGGGGGGUUUCUUUUAAAUAUUAUUGAAUAGACUUAAAAGCUUAACAAUGAAUUGGAAUUUUUAAAAACAAAGAAUGAAGGGGAUGCUUAUUGUCAGAAAUGCCCAGCUAGAUCAUUGCAGAUGAUUUGAUUUAAUUUCCUUAAAUAAGCACUGUAUUAGAGAUCAGUUGACUGUAAUACUUUGCCCCAAACAUAGGAGAAUAAAGUUAUCUACUGGGGUGGGGUAGAGGUUAGAGAGAGAAAGAGAGAAUGAAUCAUUGUUGUGUGGGAGGAAGGAUAGACAGAGGAAACAAUCUGAAGCCGAUCUUGUUUCCUAUUCUCACAGCAGAUGAAGGAAACACAUUGUAGGAAAAGUUCAGAAAAUAGGAAACAAAAUUAUUCCUACUAAAGGGGCCGAAAGGCAUUCACCUAAUUUUUAUCUAAAGAGUUGGAUGCAUAUUUAAGAUCACUAACUGGGAGAGGAAGACCCGACCCUGAUAAUGCUGACAAAUCUAAAGAAAGCUAAAGAGGAUUUGUUAGGGAAUUAAUGAAUUAAAUAAAGCUCAAAGGAAAGUUCAAGGAUCAGAAAGUUGACUUAACAAUAAAGUUGUCAUAUGGUGAGAAAGGCUGGAAGGGAAUUCUGAGAAACUCCUAUGAGCUACUGAAGAUUUAAAGAAGUAGUCUUCCAUUUUUGUUCUCUAAUUUGAGUGAGAACUCUUUUACUAGUCUACAGGAGAUGGCUAGUACCCAAUACCUUGGGCAUUGACCUAACAGACCUAAUUUUGAAUUAUGGAGCAAUAUGCAGCCUACAUGGCUCAGAGCCAACAGGCCCAGACCCUGAAUAGUUAGAAAAGGUUCCAGAGCUUUUAAGAUUGGGUCACCAGUGCCUUUCUCAAAGCUCUGUCAGAUACUGCUAAGAGAAGGAGAGCAUCCUGAGUGAGCAGGGAUUUUUCAGCUAGAAGCAAAGUAGUCCAACCAAAGAAAGACAAGUAUUCAACAUUAACCCAGCUAAGCUAUUCACAGCCCCCUCCUCCAUCUAUCCUAUAACCCAGUAUAUGCCAAUUUCAGAAAAUGGGUCCUUUCUGCACAUAGUCGUGUGUUAUUGGAUUCUCAGCAGAUUAGGCAAGCAUGUUCUUUCACAGAGUGAGCUGAUGUCCUAUCUACAGUCUUAAUUUACUAGACUGGGAUUUUUUGAAUGGUUUUUCUCAAUUUUAUUUUAAAUUCAAUGCAUUGUGUUGGGACAAAUUGGUACUCUGUGAAAAGCUAAAGCAGUUAAUCAAAUGGCAAAAAUCAUUAGUAUUGCUCCUUAACACUUACUUGAAUGACAUCACACCUUUCCAUUAAGUGCUUCAGAGAACACUAAUGAGAUUAAGGAGGGGGCUAGGGGAAGCCAAGGGCUGGCUGAAGUGGAAGUUUCUUGUUCAAGGUCACACUGAGUUGGUUGAUGACAGACUUGAAGUAUGGAUCCCACUCUUCAGGUCUCUCAGUAAAGGAAGGGCCCCAUUGUUUUUGACCACUGUUUGUGGAGCUUGGAAUUAGGAAUUUGAUUACUUGGAGGGCUGAUCUGAAUUUCAGGUGAUUGACUUUGACUCCACAUUCCUUUUUAUAUCUGACUUUCUUGACUGUCUAUCCCUUUUUUAAGAUGUGUAUCUUGACCCCUGGGCUUGUUCCCUGAGUUUUGGUUUCUAGAUCCUAAGCACCAGGGAAGUUGAUCCAGAUUUCCACAAAAAUUUGAAGAAAACAUUAGGAUGUUCUGUCCGUUAAUUAACAACAGAAAGUUGUGCUUUGAACAGUGCCUUUGUCAUUUUUAUUUUUGAAACAUAGGUCAGAAUUGGGCUGUGUAUUCUGCAUGAGACAAAUCAUAAAAAUUUGUCCUCUUUCUAGGGGGCUCCAUGCUCAGCACAAAUACCUCAGUCUCCAUACAUUUGUUUGGGAUUUUAAAAGUAAAUGUUUACGAAUCUCAGAAAUGUUCCUAAGCAAGCCUCCUUGCGACUUUAGGUAGCUCUCAGAACCAUCCCUGUUACUCGGGAUCAAAAGAAGGUGGAGUGUGUGUGUGUGUGUGUGUGUGUGUGUGUGUGUGUGUGUGUGUUCCAAAUAUAGUCACAAAUGACCACUUCUGAAUGGUCAAGUCUGAUUAUCAUCAUACCCUGUGAUGGUAAACUGCUACCCCGGUCCUUUGUUUUAGGGAUCUAGAGUCACUGCUAGUUUUUGUUAGCAAUGGAGCACUGUUUUGGGGACAAGUAUGUCUCCACUGGUCAGUAUAUAUCUCAUCCCCAGACAUGUUCCAGGGAUAAGAGUUGGGUUAUGUUGGGUCAGGUCAGGCCUAGAGAGAAUAGACUUGCUUUUUUGGUUGUUCUAUGGGGUUGAGUUGCAGGGGAAAGGGUAAUUGCCCCAUAAGGACUAGGAAUUCUGUGGGGUGCCUGGCACCAAUUCUCUUGUAUGCUAGGGAAUGGUCUCUGAGGCUUAAAACAAGACCUUACCCCAAAAGAGAAAUUGAGUAUUGGACUGAAGUUGGUAUCUGGUCAUGGUGGCUACCUGAGCGUCCUGCCUGAUGCCUUUGCGGACUCUGUACCUGCCUUUCUUCUGGAACUGCUCUUUUAAUGACUUGAGUAUAGAUUGCCUGCAAUUGGGAGCAGCGCUGUUCUCUGCUUGAGGAAAGAGGACAGUGUUGGUUUUACAGAAGGAAAAAAAGGAGUAGGAAGUCCUGAACAAGUUUGGGACUCGGCCCAGACACACUUGAAUUUUAAGAGUUAUAGGUGGUGAUGCAUAUGGGGAAUUGGGAUCUGAGUUCAAAGGAGAAGGGCAUUUUCUUUACUCUCUCCAAAAGGAAAAGGAGGGAUGCUAGUCUCUGCUUAAAUCCAUAGUUUUCUAGUCAAGUUCACCAGCCUCAGCUCAGGGUUUUGCUGCAUCAGCAUUUACCUGUUUUUCCAGGAACCACUUGUGGCCAUUCCUAGGGAGUUGUUUCUAACCAGUCAAGGAACCUUGAACCCUGUAAUUUAAAUACUGAUUGCUGCUUCUAUUGUCUGUGAUUUCUUCCAAAUGAGUCAGGCCAGUGUCUUUCUGCUAAGUUUCAAUUAUUAGUUACUUGAAUUUAUGAUUCCAGAUUGAUUAACUUAAUGGGCAUAUACUGUUCAUACUGUCCAAAGUUAAUUCCAGUAUUUCCUGAAACCUUUUGCAAACCACCUUCCAACCAGGACUGAUAGGUCCAAACCACUGAUCUGGACAGAGUUCCUGCCCAGUGGAUGACUUUCCAGGCCUCUGUUGUGAAAAGCCAACACUGCCAGUUGGUCAGUGUUUGAGUAAUGAAGGAUAGCUUUUGUGUGUAAGCUUCUUAAACUGUCAAAGAAUUUGUAUACAUUCUUUAUCCAAAAUGUGAUUUAUUUAUAUUAAAUGUGAUCUCAAAUGGGAGCCAGAGGCAUUAUGGACGUUUUGGAUAAACUUACAUUCAAUUGAAUGUAUAUUUCCACCUCAGUCUAUAUAAGUGAGUAUGGGCUGAUGCUGUUAAAAAAUAUUAAUGUGAUAAUGGUUUUAUGUGGUGGCCAGUUUCUCUAGCUGUGACUUUUUGGUGGGUGGAUAUAAAGAUGGGGGCUUGUCUCAUAGUCUGAUCAUCUUUCAUCCGGAAUUGCUCUGUACUAAAUUUGCUAUUGUCAAAAAAAAGUAUAAAUAUGUAUGUAUAUAUAAAAAUGAAAAACAUGAACAAAAGAUGAAUAGUCUAUUAGGAUUCUUGGCACAAAAUGUCCUUAAAUAAAAGUCUUUGCUUUGAA
Messenger RNA from Monodelphis domestica (gray short-tailed opossum), 10959 nucleotides. RefSeq names its product cyclin G associated kinase (gene GAK). Gene Ontology annotation, biological process: clathrin coat disassembly; protein phosphorylation; clathrin-dependent endocytosis. Gene Ontology annotation, cellular component: intracellular membrane-bounded organelle; cytoplasm; vesicle. Gene Ontology annotation, molecular function: protein kinase activity; ATP binding; clathrin binding. The record is from RefSeq and is a predicted model, not a curated record. NCBI's taxonomy places the organism in Eukaryota, Metazoa, Chordata, Mammalia, Didelphimorphia, Didelphidae.